Trichoderma virens Gv29-8 is the source of this 1492-nucleotide messenger RNA. RefSeq lists its product as uncharacterized. Bases 335 to 1492 code for a protein of 385 amino acids. Lineage: Eukaryota; Fungi; Ascomycota; Sordariomycetes; Hypocreales; Hypocreaceae. The transcript has 2 exons. The record is from RefSeq and is a predicted model, not a curated record.
CAAUCCCUCCCAUCCGCUCGUAGACCGCAGACCGCCCCCCGACCUGCGCCCGAGACAAUUCUGCCUCCCUCGGGAUGUUUGGAUACAUUCAUACAAUCUCCUAAACACCAUCCAAAACAAACAAGAAUCGCCAUCCCCGUGACCCUGUCGUCUGCUGCCUGUCCUGUGCGAGCAAGCCUGUAGUCGAUCCAUCUCUCACUGUCUCCUCUCUCUUUCUCUUUGCCACCGCUAUUCACGUCUGCUUUGUUACGUCUUCCAAGCCAAUUACACCGUGCCUUUAAUACCCCAAAUAAUACCACGCAUUCGACAUCGCCGCUAUACACAUAUACACACCAUGCCUUACAACACGCGCCGCAAAUCGCUUUCUCUGCCCAGCUUGGGUAUUCACAUCCCCGUCACGCAUGCCUCGCGCGCUGCCUCAUCGAAAAGUGCCUCCCGCGCCGCUUCAUCCUCAGCCUCAGCGACGCCGGCGUCCACGAGUGCCUCGCGCUCGGAAUCUCCAGAAGCACCACCCAACAAGCGACUCAAGAGGUCCCAUGCCGCAGAUUCCAUGGCCAUUGAGAAUACCCCGCCUCCGUCGCCUACCCGUGCCAUCAGCGAGGAGAUGACGGAUGCCGACGCAACAAAGGAUAUUGAUCUCGAGAGCAUCAAGGACGACAUUGUCGAGGCUGUUGUGGUCCAGCUGCAGUCAACAGGCAACCGCCCGCAUCUGAUCAAGGAGCUGGCGACUGUCCUUACCCAGUCGCUUACAUCUGUACAGCAAUCUGCGAACCCGUGCGCCAUCAUCUCGUCCCGCCUCGCCUCAUACAUGAAGCGGACUUGCUGGUCUGCCUCAGCUCCCUGCCCGUUGGGUAAAGAGCUCGAGACAGUACACCCACGACGCACCUAUUAUUUCCUCACCACUCAGCCUAGGCAGCCGCUCCCAGACUUCAACGCAAGUCUCCAGGCUGCCUCUCUCACCCCUUCAGUCUCCCUUACGGAGGAUUCUGGUUCAGAAGACAUCGAGGCAAGACGACGGGAACUCAGCCCCUCUCCCGAGGUGGACCUUUCCGCCACCGAGUUUGAUAACGCCGAUGACGAUGUUGCGAUGCCCAUGACCCCCAUCGGAUCGUUUUCAUCACAGCGGAGUAGACUUGUCCUCGGACCCCGCAACAACUCCCCUCCUCUCGAGAAGGAUGAGCGCGAGUUUACACAGACUGCAGAUGGCCUGCAGAAGCGCAAACUUAACGCCGAAGCCCCUCAGCCUGAAACUGCUGAGCGCCACAGUGUUUCCAUGAUGGAUUUCUAUCGGGACGACGCGUGGUUUGCCGAUAGCCGCCCCAGCGCAGCCACCAUAUUUCUGGCUAGCCCCUCCAUCAAGCCGAGCAUUUCCGCUGGUCGGAAAGAAGACGAUACCGAAGCUUGGUUAAGAUUAAACAAACUAUUCGAAUGGGGCAAGGGCGCCGAGAGCAUCGAGAUAGACGAACUUGAUUGUUUGCUAGACGAUUGUUGA